AUGAAUAAGUUUAGUAAACUGUUUAUAAGCAAGAAUAACAAUGAUGUAAAUAAUUCGCAAAAAAAUGGAGAACUAUCAAACGUUAUUAUGUCCACAAUGUUAAAGAUCAAUUCUACUGACGAAUUUAAGAAUAUCGAAUUAAAAAAUCUAACGGAAAAUAAUAUUGAAAUGAACAAAACGGUGAUACAAAAUAUAAAUGGAAAUGGAAAUAGAAAUAUAUUAUUAUUAAAUGAGCUAAACAAUUUUAGUCAUAUUACUAAUAAUAGUUCUAUGAAGCAUGACAAAAAAGCUAGUUCGGUUCAUGGGUUAAUGAAAAAUAAUUAUAAUAGCAGAUAUGUAAAGAACAUUAAUAGUGUAUAUAAUGAUCCUUAUUGUAUAAGCAAUUCAUACCAUUUGAAUAAUCCUUAUACGAUUCAAAAUGGAAAAUAUGGGGGAAAUACGCAUUCGGCAAAUGAGUAUAAUUCAUAUAAUUGUCCUAUAGAAAAAGAGCAUUUUCGAAAGGUAAUAAAUAAUGCAGAAGAAAAUAUUAUAAACACCAAACAGAAAUAUAUUGGAAACAAUUAUUUACCAGGAAAUAAUACAAAUUUAACUAGGCAAUUGCCACAAAAGGGAGGAUUAUAUCGUGACAAUAAUAGGAACAAUUAUGACAAUGAAUAUCAUACUGAUGAAAAUAAUAUGCCUAUUAUAAAAAAAAAUAAUGAACAUAAAAUUGGGAACAAUAAUUUUGAAAAGAAUACAUUAGGUUUAUUACCUCGUGUUUAUGUUGUAAAGAAAAACGAAGAAGUGUAUAAUAAUCUUAUGAAAAAUGGAAAAACGAGUAGAUCACUAAGCCAAAUUAAUCAUAAUGAAAUAAAAAAUGGAGAUCCAAACAUGAAUGUAAAUAGUUUACACUACAUAGAUCAAUCAAAUAGAAAUUUAGUUGAUAUUGUAAAAAAGGAAAGUAGCGAAAAAAGCAUGCACCAUGAUAAAACUGGGAGUAUUAAAAAUUCAUUUGAAAGAAAACAAUGUAGUAACAUAAUUCCCAAUAAUACAUCCCCAGUACAAAUUAUGAAAACGAGAGAAAAUUUUUUGGAACCCAAUUCUGAUAAGUCUAGUUUAAAUGAAAACCGCAAUUUUUUUAUUAGAACUAUUUCACAUAAAAAUAAUAGAAAUAUGAAAGUUAUGGAAACCGAAAAAAGUAAUAAAAAUUGCUUAGUAAUGACUAUUAAUGAUCAAAAUUUAAAAAACUGUUUAUCCAAAGAAACUGGAGAAAAUAUGCACGUAGUUCGGAACGGGUUAAAAAACUAUAACAUAGAAAAUCGAAGAAACAUAAAAAAUAAUGUCAAUGGAAAAAACGGUUGUGGUAUUAUAUCAAAUAAAGGAAAUGAAAGUCAUGCAUCAAAUGUUAGUAAUAUGAAAUGUGCUAAUAUAUAUGGUGAUAAAAAUCAAUUACCUAGAGGUAAUUUGUUAAUGAAGCAUGUGGGAAAUAGGAUAUUAAAUGAAAAUGAUAAUAAUGAUUUUAAUAAAAUAAAUAAGAGUAAUUUUUUCAACAAUCAGAGCGAUAAAAGUAGUAAAUUUAAAGGUGGAUUUACCAAUAAGAAGAUGCUGUAUAUUGAGCCAAUAAAAGAUGAAAUAAUUUAUGUUAAUAAUUUAACAAAUAUUAAUGUGCCGCAUUUGAAUAAUUUAUAUGAAACUGAAGAAAUAGAAAAUAGCAAAAUAAAGUGUAACAACAGUAGUGUUGUGGAAAUAUUAAACGAGAAAAAAAAUAUCGACAAAAAAAAUGAUAUAAUUGACGAAAGAAAUUCAGGAAAAAAUAUGGAAAAUAAAAAAGAAAAUGUAGAUAAACGAAUGAAUAAUGAUAUUAUUAAUGACAAAACUAGUAAAGGUAAGUAUAUUAGCAAUGCAAAUGAGCUGAAUCAUACGGUUCUAUUGUCUGAUAAUUUAAAAUCAAAAGAUUGUAAAAGUUUCGCCUCAAAUAUGCAUUACCAUGGAAAUGAUGCCGAAAAAAAUUUUCUAUGUAAAAAUUAUGUAGGUUGUGCAAACCGAGACUUAAAAAAUGGUAAUAUAGAAACAAGUAACCGUUCUCAAAAUUUGGAUAUGCAACAUUGUUAUACUUACUCUACUUUUGUCGAUAAAAUAAAUGGUAAUUAUAAUUACUAUAAAACUGGAAAAUUAAAUCAGGAAGUAAAUAAUAGUAAUGCUUACGAAAAGGGGGAAAAUUUAAAUAAUAACUUUUACAAAGAAAACUGCAAUGAUGGUGUGAAAAAUGAAAACAUGAAUGAGUAUGAAAAUAAAAGUGUGAGUAAGGAUAGUGCUAAGAAAAUUAAUUACAACGGAGAAAAUGAUGCGAAUAAGCCGAAUAAUGAAUUUAUUAAAGUAAAAGAUUAUUUGAAUAUUCAGCAUGUUCCAACUAAUUAUAAUGAGCAAAUCAUAAAGCAAAAUUAUAAACUUAAUUUUCAUAGUACGGAAGAUAAUGUGCAUCUUAAAGGUUAUUAUUAUGAUAGCAAUAAAGGGGUGUAUUUAAUGAACUCAUCUAUGAAUUUUGUAAAACCACAAGAUACUCGUAGUUUUAUAAGCGCUUCGCAUGUAUAUAAUAACAUAGAUGAAAAUUAUAAUAAAAUUAACUAUAAUAUUAGAAAUGUAAAUCAUAACACAAUAAGUGUAUCAGAUAAAUUUAAAGGUUACCAAAAAAAAAACGCUAAUAAACCUAAUUCUGAUAUUAUUGGAAUAAAACAUUCUCAUUUAAAUAGGAAAUAUUUGAAUAACCCUUAUAUAAAUUAUAAUACAAAAAAGUUAAGCAUAUUAGAGUCACAACCAUACAAUAAAUGGAAUUAUAUAAAUUAUGACAAUAAUAAAGAUAUAAGACAUAUUACAUGUGCUAAUAAUAUUAAUUAUUCUAAUGGAAACUAUAAGGAAUUAAUAAAAAAUAAUAAUGAAGAAAAUAUUUAUAAGGUAAUAGAUGAUAGUCUUAGAUUAAAGGAAAAGACGCAUGAAUUAUUGCAUCUAAAUUGUGAUAAAAUUUUUGUGUGCAGUGGAGAUAUUAAUAAGAUUAAAAACGAAGGGAAAGAAAAUCGAAGUAUUGAAAUGGAUGGGCAUGAUGAAUAUGAAAUAAAUAAUACAAUAAUGGGCAAAGAUAAAAUUAUCGAAUCUGGCUCAACCCAAAAUAAUGUCUUUCUAGAAAAUGAAAACAUAAAUAUAUACCAUAAUAGUAAUGUUGAUAUUGAUAAAAUUAUAAAAAAUAAAAAAUUAUCAUAUAAUGAAGCUAAUAAUGGAGACAAAUUAUGUAAUACAGUAUUAAAUGAUUGCCAAAAUGAAAGAUAUUCCAUAGGUACAAAAGAGGAAAAGAAUUUUAAUAUUAGUCAAAUAAAGAAAAAUGGCAAAGAAGCACUAACCGAUUCCUAUAAUUAUCAUUUAAAUAACAUGAAAGAAAUCGAAAAUUCGAAAAAUGAUAAAAAAGGAAAACUAAAAAUUAAUAAAUGGACCUCAAAUGAAAAUAAUUAUGAUUUGUAUUUAAAUGGAGCAAAUAAAAAUAAUUUAAGAAAUAUAAAUACAAAAAUAGAGGACCCUAAAGACACAGAAGAAAGUGAAAAAGAAGAAAACGGAAUUGAACAUAAAGGAAAUGAAUUGGAAAUCGAAAAAGGUAAAAAUAUGAUAAUUUUAAACAAAAAGUUUAAUUACCCGUUUAAUGAUGAAUUAUAUACAUCCAGCAUCGACAACAAUAAAGCAGAACAUGAAAGUGAUAUUAUUAAUGUGAAAUGCAUUUCCUAUUCUAAAGAAAUAAUAUAUAAAAAAGAUGGAAAUAUUUUAAUUAAGGAGGUGCAAAAUAAAAGAAACGAAAACAACAUAUGUUUGGAGGAAAAUGUAGAAAUAAAAAAAAAAGAGAAAGCUUUUAAUAAGCAAACAAACAAUAAUAUAAGCGGAUAUAGUUCUUCAUUAGAUUCUAAAGAGAAUUACCCAAAGAAUAGCAACAUGGAGAGUUUUUAUAAAAAUAGAAAAAAGGAAAACGGAAAUGAUGUUUUAGAAUACAAUAAAACGUUUAAUGGUCAAUAUAUGGAGAAUAUUAAAAAUGAUAGUUGCAGUCGUGAUAGUAAUGAUAGUAGUAGUAAUAGUGGUAGUGAAGUUGACAAAACUGGUAAAGAUACCGACGGAAAUAAUAGCGAUAGUAACCAAUCAGAUGAAAAUGGCGUAUAUAACUGCCGUAGUAGCGAUAGCAACAAAUGUAGCAAUAUAUUUUUAUCCACAAAUAAUGUAGGUAUCGAAAGUGAAAAUGGUGAAGUAUCAGAAAAAAUAUGUUCUAAAAAGGAUAUAAAAAUAAACUCGCUAAAAAAAAAAAAUAAAUUUCCUUGGAAUAAAGAUAAUAUAGUUAAAUUAAACAGUAAGGGCAAACUAUUGAAAAUGAAAAAUGUAACAAUGAAUACAAAAUUAGCUAGAUAUGAAAGAGUGUUAAUACACACAUGUAUUAAUAAAUUAAAUUGGAAAAAGUGUAUUGAUAAUACAAAUAAAGGAAUAUUAUAUUGGAUAGGAUAUAAUAUAAAUGAUUUUGAUCAUUAUAAUUAUAUGAAAAAGAAAAAAAUAAUAAAUAGAAUACCAUCUUUAUACAUGUAUACUAAAAAAAAGGCACUUACAUUUUUAUUGUCUCAUUUAUCACUUAUUUUUCCAAGUUUAUAUGAUUUUUAUCCUAAUACAUUUGUCUUACCUGAAAAUAAAGAAAUUAUAAAAUAUAUUUUGAAUGGGAAUAAUAAAGAUUAUUACAUUAUGAAACCAGAUUGUGGAAGUAUGGGAAUAGGGGUUAAAAUAAUCAAUAAAUAUAGUGAUAUUAAUAUCAAUAUAUUAAAUGGACACAAUUGUUAUAUAAUACAAAGGUACAUAGACAAUCCAUUAUUGAUGUAUAAAAAGAAAUUUGACUUUCGUAUAUAUAUUUUAUUAUUGCCAGGAAAAAAUUAUCCAAAAAUAUAUAUAUCUAGAGUUGGGUUUGCAAGGCUGUGUACAGAAGAAUAUAAAAAAAAGAAACAAUACAUUUGCAAUACAUUUGUGCAUUUAACAAAUUAUAGCAUAAAUAAAGACAAUGAUAAAUAUGUAAGAAAAAAUAAUAUACAUGAUAAAAACAACAAUAAACAACUGUUAAGUGAUGUAUUUAUAUACUUAAAAAAUAAUGGUUAUGAUAUAGAUGAUAUAUGGAAACAAAUAAAAAAAAUAACAUGUUUAACUUCACUAGCAAUAUACUCAUAUAUUAAGGAAAAAAUUAAAAAUAAUUUUAAUAACAAUUUUUAUUUCUAUCAAUUAAUUGGAUUGGAUAUACUUUUAGACGCUAAUGGAAAGGCGUGGUUAUUGGAAGUGAACUCAAAUCCUUCUUUAAGAAUAGAUUAUAUAGACCCAGGAUAUGCCGAUUUUGAAAUACAAUUAGAAAGUAUGUUUGAUAGGUAUGUAAAGGAGCCUGUAAUAAGUGAGAUGUUUUUAAUAAUAUACAAAAAAAUUUAUCAAAAAUAUUUAAGGAAAAGAAGUAAAAAAGGGAUUACAAAUGCUGGAAAUACAAUUUCAGCGAUUACUACCAAUAAUAAUAAUAAUAAUAAAGUAGAGAAAAAAGACAAACAGAGCAUUACAUUCAACAAUAAUGGUAGUAACAAUAAAAAACGUGGGGUAAAAGUGAACCCACAAAAUAGUCUACCUAAUAAUAGUAUAUUUAGUUUCCAUGAUAAAAUAAUAAAAGGGCUAGCUGAAAAUAAAAAAAGGUGUGGUAAUAAAAUAAUAAAUAAUUAUUCUCAUAAAGAAAAAUUUAAAUUUCUUUUAGCACGCAGUAACAAAAAAAAAAAUAAUAAUAACUAUGAAAUUUUAAAAAGCGAAAUAAGCACAACCAAGCAUUUACCUAUUCUUGGGAAAAGUUACAUAAAAAGUGAGUACUCGAUUAUAUCAAAUAGUAAUAGAGAUAAUUUGGAAGUUGAAAAUGCAAAUAGUCGAUUAGAAAAUAGAAAUUUAACUAAUAUUAAUAAUUUUAUUAAAAAAAAAAAUGGUGCAAAAAAAAAAAAAAAAUUAUUUUUAAAAAAGGAAAUCAUGAGCAAUGUUGAAACAUGUGUAGAUGAAAAUGAUAUUGAUAGUUUUAGCUUGUCAAGCAAUGUUAAAAAUGAUUUGAAUAGAAAUGAAAAUUUGAUAAAAGAGGAUAAGGCAGAAAUGGUAAAUGUGGGAGAAAAAAGAGUAGGCAAAAAAGAAUAUGGAGAUAGUAGAAUAAUAAAGACUAAUGAAUUGAACAAAAAUGAACAGAUGAAAAACGGAUGGGAUAAGAAUAAGAAUGAUAAUGAGAGCAUCAUUAAUGAUAAGGGUUGUGGUAGAGACGAUAUUUUAAGAAAAAGUAUUGGUUGCAUAAAAGCACAAAUAAAAGAUAAAAAUAAUAGUUAUGAUGGAUCAGAAGAAUACAAUAAAGAUAAUUAUACUAUAAAUUUUCCGGAUGAUAAUAGAGAACAAAAUGCUAAAAUAAUAAAUUCAGGUGACGGUAAAUUAAGUCAUCACAAUUGCAAGGAAAAUAGUAAUAAUAAUAUACCCAUAUCUAAAGAAAUAAAAAGAAAUGAUAAUAGUGGUGAUAAUUUGUAUCAUAAUUAUAAUAAUAGUUGUUUUUGCAUUAAUGAAAUUAAUGCAAGUAUAAAUAAUUCUGACGAAGUUGAAAAUAAUGAAAUCAUAGAAAAUAGUGUAAAUGGAGAUAUAACGGGCAACAUAUCAUAUGUUAUGAUAAAUAAUUCAGGUGCUAGUUAUACCAGUGUUGAUCAUGGGAAACUAGAUUCUGAGAAAAUGGUUAAAAAGGAUGCAUUAAUUGAGUCGAAUAUUUUAAAUAAUGAAACAUAUGUACAAAUUGAUAAUCAAGAAGAUAUACAAUUAGAUAAAUUUUUAAAUAAUGAUAUUGAAAUGUGUAAAUCUAUUUAUAGAAAUAUUAGUGAUAGUAUAUAUAAAAAGAAGAUAGAGAACUUUAUUAUGAUAAGAAGUAGUUUAUAUAAAUAUAUGAAUUGCUUAAAUGUUCUUGGAAUAAGAUAUAUUAAUAAUAAUGAGAUACGCAAUUUUGAUGAAAUGUAUAAUAAGAAUGUACCACUAGAUUUUAAAAAAACAUAUACAAAAGUUCGAAAAGAUAUUUUGCAUCCUUUGAAAAACAAUAUAUUAGAAAAAAAUAUAUAUAUAAAUUUAAAAAAAGAAACAAGUAGUUAUUAUAAAGAAAUGAAAUUAUAUAAUGAUUGUUACAUUCUAUUCGAUUUUAUUUUAAAAAAAUAUGACAAUAACGCAAAAAAAUGCAAUAAAAGAGUUGAAUACUAUAUUGAUAAAAAUACCUUUCUAUGCAUGUGUGCAGAUAUUAAAAUAAAUAAAAUAAUUGAAAACAUCGAAAUACCUGCAAGUACUUUCAAUAGUUUAUUCGAAGGAAAUAAAAGUUCUCAUGAAAAUGAAAUGCACCAAAUUGUUAGUAAAAUUUUUAAAAGUAAAAAUGCAGAUGUAGAUAAAUUGAAAAGAGAAAAAGAAGAAGAUGGACAUUUUAAUAUUCAGAAAAAUUGUUCAAAUAAUUCCCGUUUUUCUAAUCCAAACGAUGACGAAAAUGAUAAUUCACUAGAAUAUUAUUAUAAACAAAAUUGCAAAAAGGAAGAAACCAAAACAAGCAAAUUCUCUUUAUUACGUUCUAAGAGAGAGAUUUUGACAAAAAAUAAUAAAUCAACAAAAAAUUGUGAAAAGAUUGGUUGUAAGAAAAAUAACACAAAUAAGAAAACCAAAAGCAACAAAAGAAGUAGCAACUAUAAUAGUUUCAUUAGUGAUGAUAAUAAUCAAAGUAGUACUGUCAACAAUAAUAAUGAUAACACUUAUUAUUCGUCUAUAUUUUGCCCAUUUUCUUUAGUCUCAACUUCAACAAAUUUGAUAAAUUUCAAUAUGAUUGGGCAUAACAGCAUGAAGUAUAAGAGCAAAAAAAAAAAAAAAAUGAAUAUCUACGAUUUGGAAUAUUUAUAUACGAGGCAAGUGUUUUUUAGCAAAUAUAUUAACAAAAAUCAAGGUUUAACAUUGAUUGAUUUUUUUUUAUUAAUGCAACAAAUAGCUCUUUUAAUAUUCCCAUAUAUUAGCCACGAUUACGCUUGUAAUGGUAUACAACCUUAUAACUGUAUACUUUUUGAUGAAUUAAACAAUGGAGAAAAUAAUAUAAGUGGAAAUGAAACUAAUGUUAAAGGCCUAAAUAACAUCAAAAAAGAUGGCAAGAAUAUUAAAAAGAAAGGAGAGAAUGAUCAAGAUAAUAAUAAUUAUUUGAAAAAAGGAAAUAAAGGUCAUAUUAUAAAUUUACCAAAAAAUAGUACUAAAGAUGACCAGGAAAAGGCCCAAAUAAUAAAUGAGCAUUUAAAAGAAGAAAACAAUAAAAUAAAUCACAAUUAUAACCCAACACAUAUGGAAGACAAAAAAAAGCAUAAUUAUACAUGGCACAAAAAUGUUUGUACUAAUAUAUACAAUUUGUAUGGAUAUGUUCAAAUUAAUAUCAACCCUGCUAUAAAAAAUAUGUGUAUGGAAACAUUUUUAAAUUUUGUUUUUAACAAAUAUUCAAUAUCAUAUUCUUAA
Molecule: messenger RNA, 8541 nt
Organism: Plasmodium berghei ANKA
Lineage: Eukaryota; Apicomplexa; Aconoidasida; Haemosporida; Plasmodiidae
Product: tubulin--tyrosine ligase, putative
Exons: 1
Coding region: 1-8541 (2846 amino acids)
Biological process (GO): microtubule cytoskeleton organization; protein polyglutamylation
Cellular component (GO): cilium
Molecular function (GO): tubulin-glutamic acid ligase activity; tubulin binding
Source: RefSeq, a predicted model, not a curated record